AUGGAUGCGUCGGCGGAGUUUGGAAGGAGCGCGCGUAGCGCCGUGCAUGGAGAGAUGGCGAACAGGUGGUCUCUGGCUGUCUGCUCUGCUCCCAGUUUUCCUGCCCCUUCCCCCAACUCCUACUCCCCUCGCGGCGGCGUGUCGGCGCUGGUGUCGAAGGGCCUGGCCAGCAUGGGCGCGCACAUGGCGUCCGGGUACAGCCGCGUCGUCGGCGUGCACCUCGCCAUCAACCACUUCCGCAGCGCCGCCCUCGGCGACGUCGUCCUCGCGCGCGCCGUCCCCGUCCACCUCGGACGCUCCACCCAGGUGUGGGAGGUGAAGCUCUGGAAGAUGGACCCGUCGGAGAAGGGGAAGAAGGGCCCGCAGAUCGCCGAGUCCAGGGUCACUCUGCUCUGCAACCUGCCUGUGCCGGACAACCUGCACCACGCCGGCGACGCCCUCAAGAAGUACGCCGCCGGAGCUGCAUCAACAACCACCCCCACCAGCAAACUGUAG
Molecule: messenger RNA, 495 nt
Organism: Hordeum vulgare subsp. vulgare (domesticated barley)
Lineage: Eukaryota; Viridiplantae; Streptophyta; Magnoliopsida; Poales; Poaceae
Product: 1,4-dihydroxy-2-naphthoyl-CoA thioesterase 1-like
Exons: 3
Coding region: 1-495 (164 amino acids)
Biological process (GO): phylloquinone biosynthetic process
Cellular component (GO): peroxisome
Molecular function (GO): 1,4-dihydroxy-2-naphthoyl-CoA thioesterase activity
Source: RefSeq, a predicted model, not a curated record